AUGCCUGCAACAACAGAGAACAAUCAAAGCUCAUUUUUGGGAAGAAUAAGCAUUCGAAGAAACCAAGUAAUGUCAAUGGAAGGUAAUCACGAUCAAGAGCUAGAAGACCUUGAACUUUUCCAAAAACACGUCGGUGAUAGAUUCGCCGACCUAUUAUCUUCCACAACAGAAGAUCCUUCGAGCGACGCUCUUUUAUCUAUCGGUUGGUUGAGAAAGCUUCUGGAUGAACUUCUUUGUUGCGAAGCUGAAUUCAAAGCCGUUGUCAUGAUGGGUCGUGACCCUUCUCAAAUCUCCAAACCGCCUCUCGAUAAACUCCUCCCGGAACUCCUUGACCGUGUCGUCAAAUCGCUUGACGUUUGCAAUGCUGUAACUCUUGGUCUCGAUGCUAUUAGGAAUCUUCAGAGGCUCGCUGAGAUCGCUGUUGUUGCUCUUGAACCUAGACCCAUGGGUGAUGGACAAGUCCGGAGGGCCAAAAAAGCACUUCAUUCUCUUGUCACUGUAAUGGUGCAUGAAGAUAAAGAAUGUGGUAGUACCAAGGGAACUGAGAGAAGCAGAUCAUUUGGAAGAAGAGGAGGGAAUGCUGGGAAUAAGGAUAGAGUAAGAUCACUAUCAUGGACAAUGGCGAGAAAUUGGUCUGCUGCAAAACAAAUCCACGCCAUGUCUUCGAACUUGGCUGCGCCACGUGGUGGUGAUUUAACGGGUUUGGCUUUGCCACUUUACAUAAUGAGUACUGCAUUGGUUUUUGUGAUGUGGACUCUUGCUGCCGCGAUUCCUUGUCAAGAAAGGAACGGCUUGGGCACUCAUUUACCCUUUCCGAGGCAAUUGCCUUGGGCGCAACCCAUGAUUGGUUUGCAAGAGAAGAUUGCUGAGGAGUGGAAGAAGAAGGAGAAGAAAGGCUCUGUUGGAUUGUUGGAAGAGAUGCAAAAGAUGGAAAAGGUGGGGCAAUUGCUUAUUGAAUUUGCUGACUCUUUUCAGUUUCCUGCUGAAAAUGAGCGUUUGGAUGAGGUCAGGGUGCAUGUGGAAGAAUUGGCUGAUAUUUGUAGGAAGAUGGAAGAAGGCUUGGAACCUUUGCAAUUGCAGAUUAGAGAGGUUUUUCACAGGCUUGUUAGGACCAGGACUGAGUUUCUUCAUGUUUUGGACCAAGCUGGAAAAUUGUCUACACCUACUGUGUAA
Molecule: messenger RNA, 1173 nt
Organism: Vicia faba (fava bean)
Lineage: Eukaryota; Viridiplantae; Streptophyta; Magnoliopsida; Fabales; Fabaceae
Source: the annotation of a GenBank genome assembly